Molecule: messenger RNA, 1362 nt
Organism: Sipha flava (yellow sugarcane aphid)
Lineage: Eukaryota; Metazoa; Arthropoda; Insecta; Hemiptera; Aphididae
Exons: 5
Coding region: 67-1329 (420 amino acids)
Biological process (GO): sensory perception of taste
Cellular component (GO): membrane
Source: RefSeq, a predicted model, not a curated record
ACUGAGCCAUUCGUACGCGCGCGUCCGUGGUUCAAAAACGUCGUGUUUAAUCGCUCAAAACCAAACAUGGGCGAUCCGGCGCGACCAAACGUGAUUAGACGCUACCGAACGUGCGCCUCGUUUUCUUGUGCGAAUACAACCCGUAUGGCGACUGUUUUUCAAACUACUUUAAAGCCAAUUUUAUUUUUAGGCCAGAUUAUGGGUUUAAUUAAUUUUUCGUAUACAUUAGAACCUACCGGACUGUUAAUUCGAACUUCAAACUCACCAUAUUAUUCAUUUCUCGAAAUAUUCCGAAUGUGCUUUUUGAUAAUAUGUACCUAUCUGGUUCAUGUCAGAGGAAUUUAUUAUGUGCAGCAAUUCCGUUUGAUAAAAUUUUGGGUUAUCAUAAUCUUCGCAAGAGUAUCGGAAACAUGGAUAAUAAAGUUAAUUAAUGGCAUCGUAGAAUAUGAUAGAAAACAUAAAACUUUUUCACCAGAGUUGUUACUUUAUAAACGUAGUCCGAGUAAAACAUGUUGGAAUAUUAUUUUAUUAUCAUUCUUUAUAUAUUUUAUUGGAUAUGAAACAUGUGUCUUUUUCUUAUGGCGACCAAAAUCAUUAGACCUCAGCGUUAUUCCAAUUUAUUUGUUCAGUAUGCCUAACAUAAUAGACUUUACAAUUCUUAUAGUUGUGUGUUUUUUCCUUAGUAAUAUAGGAUUUAGAUUUCUAGCGUUAAACAAUUUUUGGAGAUGUCUUCCGGUAGAUUUAGCUCCCAUUUCCGGCGAAUGGUCACAUUCUGAAAUAGUCAUUCUGAUAGAAAAUAUUAGAUUGCUGCACGCUGAACUUUCUGAAAUAUUAAAAAUAUUCAAUUUAGGUUACGGUCCACUGUUGUUAGGUUACUUUGUAGGCAGUUUUAUUGAUUUGAUGUAUGUAUUUUACUUGAUGAUUUACCAUGAAUUUAAAUUACCAAAUCGCAGUUUAACCGAAAAAAUCAUAAAAUAUUUGCCUUUACACAUUUUCAACAUACAAAUCAUAGUUUUUAUAAUCUUCAUCGUCGUGGCUGCUUCGUGGAUACACGAUAUGAAAAAAGAAAUUAUAUCAUAUUUACGAUUGUACAAGAUAUCGUGUUUACCGUUCGACAUAAAGAUACAAGUAAAAAUGUUUAUGAAUCAAAUUUCAAUAUCACAAUUGGACGAAAUCACAGCAUAUGGAUUUUUCACUGUUAAUAUAAGUCUUGUUGUAACAAUAAUUGCCUUAUUAAUGACUGGAUUUUCAACAUUGAUACAACUGAGAAACCAUCCGAUUAUUAUGGAAUUAAGCAAUAAUACUUAUCAAUUCCAUCAAGAUAUAUGAAAAACGGUAAAAUUAAAGAAAAUUUAUAAAAUU